Messenger RNA from Angiostrongylus costaricensis, 723 nucleotides. NCBI's taxonomy places the organism in Eukaryota, Metazoa, Nematoda, Chromadorea, Rhabditida, Metastrongylidae. The record is from the annotation of a GenBank genome assembly.
AUGGAUGCGGUUAGUGACAUAUCCACCACGGAAUCCGUGUGCUCCUCGAACUGCACUGUCGAAAGUGCGUCAGAUGUGAAUUCUUGCACUUCACAGCCCUCAGACGUUGAAAAUCGUCCGUUUCCUUGGCCAACGAAAGAAAUUUCUGUAGUAGAAGAUGUCGAUUUCGGUUCUCUUGCGAAGAACUACGGUCCUCCUCUCAUCAUUUGCUUUUACCGGGACGUCUGUGGGAAUCCGGUUACCCGCAUCAGUGAAUUUUGUGACGUUCCACUCGGUGAGGCUGUCAGAGCGUUGAAUGCUCAACAUGAGCACACACAAUACAUUAACCUACUGGUCAGGUUCGAUUCAUGUCGUGAAGAGGACAUUGCUACUUUUCUUCCUGUCCUCAGGUUGCUUCUGUUUCGUUGUCGAAUAAAUUUCACCAUGCCGCAGUGGGAACGUUGCGUUCUUCUUAUGACAGAUUAUAAGUUCGCUAACGAAGUCGUGGAAAUUAUGGCUGAAUUCACUAAUAAAUGUCUUCGUUUGUUCGUUUUCGUUCAAAUGGAUGCUCGACUAUCUCUGCUUGUGGCAAAAUGUCCAUUUCUUUCCCACAUUUCUCUAUGCAGAGUCAGUGUGAUUGAGCAUCCGGUCUUUAAUGGAGUUGAGUCAUUUGAAUUCAAUGGUUGUGGGAUGGCUCACACAGAACAGGAUCUACAAGUUGCUAAGGUAGCCACUACAAAAUAA